Messenger RNA from Saccostrea echinata, 1706 nucleotides. Its product is annotated as E3 ubiquitin-protein ligase TRIM71-like. The transcript has a single exon. Gene Ontology annotation, molecular function: translation repressor activity; zinc ion binding; protein binding. Lineage: Eukaryota; Metazoa; Mollusca; Bivalvia; Ostreida; Ostreidae. The coding region runs from base 3 to 1706 and encodes 567 amino acids. The record is from RefSeq and is a predicted model, not a curated record. Gene Ontology annotation, biological process: negative regulation of translation; proteasome-mediated ubiquitin-dependent protein catabolic process; protein polyubiquitination.
AAAUGUCAAAUCCCCAAGCCCAGGAUGUCAUUCGAUGUCAAUACUGCGAGGACAAAUCUGCCGUCUUCCAUUGUGUUCCGUGUGGAGAUGAACUUUGCCCUGAGUGUAAAGUCUUUCAUCUUAAAAGCAAAGUUCCUUCAGGACACAACAUCAUCCGUCUCUCUGAGAGAUUUCAUCCAACCAAUCAGGUCAAAAUAUGUGAAGUUCACUUAUCAAAAGCAUAUGAGGCUUGUUGUGAAGAUUGCCUAGUCCCUGUUUGCAUUACGUGCAUUCAGGAAGAGCAUAACAAACACGCUAUUGGGAAGCUACAAGAACUUUAUGAGAAACAAAAGGCUGGAACCGCAGAAAAAUUGUCUAAAAUGAAAACACUGUGGAAAUCUGAAUUUACCCAAAGACUACUUGAUUUUAAAGAAGAAGAAAAUCAGAUGAAGACAAGUCAUAAAAUUGUGAGAAAGAAUAUGAAGAAACAAGCCGAGGAUUUCAUAGGCCAUAUCAGUGCUAUUAUGAAUAAAUGUUUUCAUGAUUCUGAAGAAGAUGAGAGAAAACAAUCAGAGGCAAUAUCUCUGCAGAAAAUGGAAGCUGAGAGAUUUGGGAAAAACAUAGAUCUUUUGAUAGAAAAAUUGGAAAGUCUCAUAGAGUCAAAUCAUCCUGUCGACCUAAUUUUGUACCGAAAGAAAAAUCCAGAUAUAUUUAAUGAAUUAAAACUUCCAGAGAAGUUUGACAUUGUUAUGCCUUCGUUCACAGCUGGCCAUUUUAACAAAUCUCUAAAUGAGCAGCAGUUUGGAAAAUAUACCGCGAAUCACGACAGCCAUGACAGUCAUUUAAAAUUAUGCGAUGAUAGCUUACAAAAUAAACAGCCGACUUCCUCUGCAAGCAAAACACUAUCCAUCAAAACUAUUUUGGGGUUUUCAGUAAAAAUUGGCGAAGCAAAAACUAAAAAAGAAAACUUAUUGUACGCGACUUGCCUUGAUGAUAGAUCAGCGUACAUCAGUGGGGAAGGUCCUGGAAUACUACUGAUAGACAGGUCAGGGACAGAGCUGGAUAACGUCAGUACUGACAGUAAACCAUGGGGUCUGGGUGUAAUGCAGGACGGAAGUUUGAUUUAUACUGACGGCAGCGAUAAAGCAAUCUAUAGUUUUUCACUCAGUAAAGAGAAAACAAAACUUAUAACUACUGAGCAUGGUCCUAGAGGACUGUGUUGUAUAAGGUCAGGUGAUAUUCUGGUCUGUAUGGGUUUGUUUAAUGCAGCAAGAGUAGUCAAGUACAGCAAAAGUGGGAAGAAGAUUCAGGAGUUCCAGACAGAUCAGAACGGGGAGAGGCUUUUUAUUCACCCACGGUUUAUUUGUGAAAAUGUGAACGAUGACUUUUGUAUUUCUGAUUUGAACUUUAUGAACAAUAAUGUGGUUGUCCUGAACAAGUCGGGAAAUCUACGGUUCAGAUAUGACGGGAAUGUAGUGUUUAAGACGUUAAAGGAAGAAUUCCAACCAAGUGGUGUGGCCACCGACAGUCUUGGUCACAUCCUUAUUGCAGACAACGCCAAUAAAGCCGUACAUCUGAUCAGCCAGGACGGAAAUUUCCUCUCUUACAUCCUGACAGAGGAUGAUGGGAUAUCACGACCAUGGGGUAUCUCUGUGGACACUUCUGACAACCUGUGGUUAGUAGAAGAAGAAAACACCUGUGUCAAAGUGUAUCAGUAUUUAUUGUAA